Molecule: messenger RNA, 2758 nt
Organism: Podarcis raffonei (Aeolian wall lizard)
Lineage: Eukaryota; Metazoa; Chordata; Lepidosauria; Squamata; Lacertidae
Gene: CCDC120
Product: coiled-coil domain containing 120
Exons: 9
Coding region: 358-2013 (551 amino acids)
Source: RefSeq, a predicted model, not a curated record
CGGCGUCUCCGCCUCCCCCCCCCGCCCCAUCUCGCCCUCCUGCUCGGAACCCCGGGAAGGGUGACUCCCCCCUGGACGGAGAUUCCCCGAGACCCCCUUGUCGAUGGGGCGGAAGAAAGCUGGCUCCGCCGGCUGGAGAUGGGGUCGGCGCUGGGAGUGAAGACCCCGGCCACACAUACACACACCUGGCUUGUUUACACGGCUAAAAGGAAAAGCCCAACCCGGAUCAAGAGGGAAUCCACAUUGUCGGGUAGGAAAUGUAACCAGCUGAAGCCCCCCAUCCGGGAGUUCCAGAUGGGUCUUGGAUCAAAGUGAUUCCCGUCCCUCGGAAUCAGGAGACAAACCAAUCUUCCAGACAUGGAGGUGAAGGGGCAACUCAUCAACUCAUCCAGCUACAGCUCUUCAGAGGCUUUGCAGCGGGACCUCUGUCCGCGGAUCCGGCUGGAGCGGGUGCAAGAGCUGCUGGAGAAGCAGCGGUCGCUCCAGCAAGUUCUCAGCCUGCGCCUUAAGGAGCUGCGCCGCAUUUGCCUUCAGGAGGCUGAACUGACAGGACAGUUGCCUCCCGAAUACCCCCUGGAGCCAGGGGAAAGACCCCAGCCUGUGCGCCGGAGGACGGCAGUUGCCUACCGAAUUCCCACUGCCCUCAAGAAUGAGGAAGCGUCUUCCUUGGAGGAGCUGACUCAAGAGCUGGCUUUGCAGCAGCAAGUGGCGGAGGCCGCCCGCCGCCUCACCGUGGCUCCAGAUCUGACGGCUGAGCAGCGCCGCCGCCGGAGGCAGGUCCAGGCAGAUGCCGCCCAGCGCCUGCGGGAGCUGGAGGCUCAGGUGGCAGAGUUCCGGGUGCGACUAGGCAAAGGGCCCUCCCAGAGGGGCAGUCAUGAAGAGGCUUUCCAUUCAGAGAGCAGCUCCCUCUCCGAAUCGGCCAGCCAUGAAAAUGGGGUGUGCGGAUGCUUCUACUCUGUGCCCUGUGCUCUGUCCUCAGACGACCCCCACAGCUUUCACCCCUCCAAAGUCUCUAACCACCAGGGGACCUUUUUUGACCGUCCUUCGCCACCUAAGGCCCGAGAUCACCUGCGUGCCAUCUCCAGUAGCCCCGACCGCCGACCAGGAUGGCGGCUUUUGCAGCCGGACCUGUACAACGAGGGCAAGGACCGCAGGAACUCUGUUGCCAGCCCUGCCAGCCCAAGCCGCACACUCCCCAGGAGUGCUUCCAGCUUCGAGGGCCGGAGUGUGCCUGCAACCCCAGUGCUGGCAAGAAGCGCUUGCACAGGCGGCCACCAGUUCAGGUCCGAGGCCCCAGCUCUACACCCCCGGCAAUGGUCAGGCAGCCACGACUCCCAGCUCGGACCCCCGAGCCGCGACACCAGCGCUGACCGGGCCUCCCUCUUCGCCGCUCGGACCCGUCGCAGCAACAGCUCGGAAGCCCUGAUUGAGCGGGCCCCUUCGGAUGACCCCCUGUUCCCCGCUGCGCCCCCUUUUAAAAGUGCAGAGGCCCUGACCCCUUCCAUCUCUGGCCGCAACCCUCGGCCCCCUUACAAUGACCUCCUUCUGGACUACUACCUGGAACGCAGGUGCUGGGGCGGCGGCGACCACCUUUCACGCCGGGAUGGGCCCCCCCAGCUGGAGUGGGGGGCCUUUCCCGAGAGCCCGCUGCAGCGCCGAGCCCGCCCGGCUGCCCGCACCAAAUCUUGCGGCCCGCUGCUGCCCCCCCAGUCCCGGGAGGUCGGUUAUGGGCCCCCGCUGCCCCCUCAGCGCAACUUCCACAAAGCCCUGGCCCUGGAGGGACUCCGGGACUGGUACCUGCGCAACGCCGGAGUCAGCCAGCGGGGGGCGCUGGAGAGACGGGGACCCUCGCACCCCAGCCACCAGCCGCUCCGUGGCUACUACGAGCCAGCUGCCGCCAACCCCGAGACGGGCUACUAUGGGACGCCAGGGGGGCUGCCCCACUCAGUGAGCUAUGCCGGGCAGCCGCUAUAUGGCAGGUAUGGGGCACGACUGCACUAUUUGCCCCGGUAACUGCAUCCGCCCCGUUCAUCCUGCUUGCCUUACGCCACAUCCCCUAACACCACUUCUGCAGAGUCUGUCUGUCAUUCUUUCUGCUCUCUCUUUUCUUUCAGGCACUUCCACCAUGCUGCACUUUUCCCCAGCUGCUCUGGAAUUCUUGUGCUUUGUUUUCUGUUGUUGUUUCUCCCCACCCACUAAAAGUGCAUUAUUGGGGGGGGUUGGGGGGUGGAGGAGCACCCUUUUGUUGCUGCCUCUUGGUCCAUUUCUGAAUGAUUUUGAGCGGCCAGGGGGCUGGAGUUUGGGGUGGACUGUCAUGGGAUGAAUGGAAGAUAUCUACACUUCUUGCUGUGUUCCUCCUUGCCUAAUUCUCUUCUUCUUCUUCUUCUUUUUCUCUCUCUCGCUCCCUUCCACCUUUUGAUGCCCUGCUAUGCCCUCUCAAGACCUUUUGGGGAACUGCUUUACAUGGAUGACUCUGCUGGCCUCUACAGCUUGGACUCCACAGAGCAGCCACCCCCGGGGACAUUGGUCUGACCCCCCCACUCUGCUUUUUUCCCCCAAGGGGAAAUAGAGUUUGGUCUCUUUUUCUUUUCUUCGCUGGUGCCUCGUGUGUGCGUGUGUUACACCAUGUUGGGGGGGGCGGGAAUUCCCUGCUGGCAGGGUUUAUAUACUAUAUCUAUAUAUCUGUGUGUGUAUGUGUGUGUGAGAGAGAAAUUGAGAGUGUGAAGGGAGGUUGUUGCAUGUCACACUGGACACACAA